AUGAGGCAGCUAAUCCGGCGGCUCUCUCGCGUCGGCGACUGCUCUCCACCGCCGCCUUCGUCGUCGUCAUCUUCGGCGAGGAAGAAGCGCAGCAAGGCACACGCGGGGGUGCCGGAGGGGCACGUGCCGGUGCACGUGGGCGGCGGCGCUGAGGGCGCGGAGGAGCGGUUCCUGGUGCGCACCGAGCUGCUGGGCGCGCCGGCGCUCGCGGACCUCCUCGGCCGCGCCGCGCAGGAGUACGGGUACCGCCACCAAGGCCCGCUGCGCAUCCCCUGCCCCGUCGACGUCUUCCGCCGCGCGCUCGCGUCCGUGUCCGUGGCCGGCGACGAGGAGGGCGAGUAG
This is a messenger RNA of Miscanthus lutarioriparius, 342 nucleotides long. The record is from the annotation of a GenBank genome assembly. NCBI's taxonomy places the organism in Eukaryota, Viridiplantae, Streptophyta, Magnoliopsida, Poales, Poaceae.